Molecule: messenger RNA, 1557 nt
Organism: Nelumbo nucifera (sacred lotus)
Lineage: Eukaryota; Viridiplantae; Streptophyta; Magnoliopsida; Proteales; Nelumbonaceae
Product: WAT1-related protein At2g39510-like
Cellular component (GO): membrane
Molecular function (GO): transmembrane transporter activity
Source: RefSeq, a predicted model, not a curated record
AUUCAGUGUUGGGUUCGCUUCUAGAACGUUAAUUAAUUUCAUAAAUUGCAUUGUUUAGCAAGUCUGCAAUUUUCAAGUGGAACUAAGUGGAACUUGUUACUAGAAUAUUCCAGGGUCAUCUAUAUGUAUGGCCAUGUUAUGCUCCUCACCUUCAUCUGUGUAGUACAAAGUAGAAACCAGAAAACUGAGUAGGGAAGCAACAUAUCUAAGAGUAAUGGCACUCCAGGCAUGUGGCUUUGGGCAAAUUUUCAGGAGGUUCAAACCACACCUCCUCAUGGUUUUGGUUCAGAUGGGUUAUACAUUCCUCUACUUCAUAACAGAGGCAUCAUUUAACCAUGGAAUGAAUCCCCAUGUGUACAUAACUUAUCGACAUAUAGUAGCUGGUUUUGCGAUGCUGCCCUUUGCUUAUUUCCUUGAAAGAAAAGGAAGACCAAAGCUGACAAUAGCAUUGUUUGCAGAGAUAUCUGUGCUGUCUCUCCUAGGGGUCAGCUUAACUCUGAACAUGUAUUUUGCAAGUUUGAGAUAUACCUCACCCACAUUCCUUGCUUCAGUUGUCAACACCAUUGCUUCCUUGACCUUUAUAAUUGCAGUCGUACUCAGGUUGGAAUCUCUCAAUAUUACAAGCCCCCGUGGCACAGCAAAAAUUCUUGGGACCGUGGUUUCAUUGGCUGGUGUAACAACUAUGACAUUGUACAAGGGACCUGCAAUGAGAAACAUAUCAGGUGCUUUUAUUCAUAUCCAGGGAAACCAAAUCCAUGAAAACUGGUUGAAGGGCUCAAUCCUUACUGUGGCAAGCUGUAUAACAUGGUCAGUGUGGUACAUUAUGCAGGCUGUGACAUUGAAGAGAUAUCCGGCACAACUUUCUCUGACUACAUGGAUGUGCUUUGUUGGGGGAGCACAAUCAGCUGUGUUCACAGUGUUCAUGGAACACAAGCCAGCAGCAUGGAUAAUUGGGUUCAACAUCGACUUCUGGUCCACCAUAUAUGGUGGAGUGGUCUGCUCUGGUAUAAUAAUCUUCGUUCAACUAUGGGUUACAGAACAAAAAGGCCCAGUUUUUGUGACAAUGUUUAAUCCCCUCUCAACCAUAUUAGUGGCAGUUAUCGCAUACUUUGUUCUUGGUGAAAGACUCUACAUGGGAAGCAUACUGGGAGGAGUUAUUGUCAUCAUUGGUCUCUACUUGCUGUUGUGGGGUAAAGAAGGAGACCAAGAAACUAGCAUCAAGCCUCAAGAGCUCUCCUAUUUGGAUUACGAAAAGCAAAAGGAAUACAAGAAACAAUUAGUUAGUAAUAGUUCAGUGGAAAAGGAGGUACAUGAAAGAGAUCCUUAGACCUGCAACCGAUUUGGCACACAUCCUGUGAGAUAACUAGAAACCCAGGUGAAAUGAACUAAGCCCCUCUAUAUGUAUUGGGUUUUUUUUUCUUCACAAGCUUCUGUAAACAAAUGGUAGUUUGAAUCCGGAAAGAAAGAAAGGGAGAAUUUUACCAAGUUUUUCCAGUCUCGAAGAAAUAUUAUUACACUCGUGGUGCAACUAUUAAAACUUUUGCGUCUGAGAAGCUA